AUGCCUCGCUCACUCGCCCGGCUGCGAUACAGACCGCCUCCAGUACCCAUCAACUUCUCCCGCAUCGAUGCCACCCGACCGCACCUCGAGGCGCUACUAGAGAGACGAGUAGCGGCCUAUGUCGUGCGCCAGUCAAACCCACGUCACGUAAAGUUGCAGGUCGUCGUGAACCCGAAGGCAAAGCCGCAGCCGACUGCACAGUUUGUGCCCGCGCCAUUGAAACCCUAUACGCUACGGGAUGUCGUCGAUCCCGAAGGCAAGGCGCGCCACGGAGAGAUCAUCUACGUCUUCCGGAACAUAAAGUCCAACCAGAUCAUCUACUCACUGCAGGAGCUACUUGACAACCACCAUCUUGAGCAGCUGCCCUUCAUCGGCAAGCACUCGAAGCCGCCUGUCCUGCGUCCCGACGAAUGGAUACCGCACUGUGUCGUUACCUUUCCUACCCCCGAGCAAGGCCACAAUGCCUUUCGGAAACUGCGAGAGUUCCGUAAACUCCACGAGCUGGCAUGGGACAAGACAGACCCCGAGUACAAGAAUCUGCCUCUCAAACAGAGAAUCAGAAAGAUCAUGGACCAGCGAGCAAAUAUGAGCGCUGAUCUGGCCGAGGUUCUACGCAUACAGGAAGUACAUGGAGCAAAGAUGACAGAAGCCCAGGAAGCACAGCAGCAAAAGGCGACUGACUUCUUGGACAAGCGAUGGCAGCAAAUCGAUAUCCUGGCAAAUGCUGCUGCGGCCAAGGAGAAGGAGGCUGAUAAUGUCAAGUGGUUGGAGCAUCAGGUACGGUCGUUGGACAUGAAGCUUAGGAUGAAGCACAACCAGAAUGAGGCAGACCAGAAGCGCCUACAGGCGGCGAAGCAAAGCAACGAAACCCGCUUACGGAAGGUUCAAUAUGCCCAACGAAAAGCGGAGCAGUUCAAGAACUUCCAGGAAGACUUGGCGCGGCAAGCCGCCCCAGCUAAAGAGGAGGGUGCAGAGGCCAAGUUGGCUGACUUGAAGGCACGGGCUCGUGCACUCCAGGAUGCCCUCGAGAAUCCAGACCCCACUCGCUCAGCUGAAGACCUCGAUAUCGACAGGGAUCUUCUCGCGCAAAACGAAAGCGAGAUGAUCGCCCUGGAACAAGCUUUCGAAGCCAAGGCUCUGGCCGAGUCCCGUGACCACUACAUUGCUCGCUCUGUCCUGCCACGGGUACUGAAGAAGGCCCUUCCUACACCAUUCAGCCUCCAAGGUGUCAAUGUCCAGUGGGCAGACAUGCAAGAUGCGCUUUAUGCGUCCGGGCAAUGGCCCGAGCUGAUCGAGCACGAAACACUGGCGUUGAACAAGGUACGCGGUGAGACUGCGUUGCUCUCUUCGGAAGAGUUCGAGAUUGAAAAAAACAACGAAGUUGGGAGGAUCAUCCACGCUCUGCAAGGAAAUGACGAUGCGUCGUACCAAAGUUCGCUGCGCUUAUCCGAGCCGGAGCCGGAGCCAGAACAAAAGAAGGGUGCUCUCAAGUAUUUGCCUGAGAUAAGAAACCCGUUCAGGAGUGCAACUGCCUAG
This is a messenger RNA of Cucurbitaria berberidis CBS 394.84, 1536 nucleotides long. RefSeq lists its product as uncharacterized. The record is from RefSeq and is a predicted model, not a curated record. Bases 1 to 1536 code for a protein of 511 amino acids. Gene Ontology annotation, cellular component: nucleus; mitochondrial large ribosomal subunit. Gene Ontology annotation, biological process: DNA recombination; positive regulation of mitochondrial DNA replication. Gene Ontology annotation, molecular function: structural constituent of ribosome; DNA strand exchange activity; single-stranded DNA binding. The transcript is spliced from 2 exons. Lineage: Eukaryota; Fungi; Ascomycota; Dothideomycetes; Pleosporales; Cucurbitariaceae.